UACUUCAGUGUUCCUUUAGGGCUCUGUACAUUUGUAAAUAAAUAUAUUUAAUCAUAUAGACAUUUGUUGUAAAACGUUUGUUUCAUUCAAACAUUACUGAAACUAUAAUGUGUCUAGUGUUGCUCUUUUUUCUUUUUUUAAACUAUUUUACAGUUGAAAAACAUGCAUAAUCAUUUAUGUGUUUAAAUUAUAUAUAUGUGUGUAUCUAUUUAAUUUAUUUUGCCGAAUUAAAACAAAUUACAGCUAAAAAACUGGAUUUUUGUUCCCAUUGGAGUGAUCCAUCUUGCUCCUCGACGAUCUCUGCCCUCGCCUCGCUCGCGCGCCUGAAAAUAGAUCCAGCAGCUGGGUUUGGUCCGGCCGUCCUCCGCUGCGCUCCCACCGGGUCCCGCCGCGCGUUAACGGACGCUUAUCGACGCUGGUCGCCGGAGGAUUUACGGACGAGUCCCACCGGGUCGAACCGGUCCACUUUCAGACUCCGUUCUUCGUGAAAUUCUUCCGCCGUCAGUUCGUUCUGUUUUGUUGUUUCUUCCUCCGCAGCUGAAAGAUGUCUGUCGCGGGGCUGAAAAAGCAGUUCCACAAAGCCACCCAGAAAGUCAGUGAGAAGGUUGGAGGAGCCGAAGGAACCAAACUAGACGAUGACUUCAAAGAGAUGGAGAAGAAGGUGGACAUCACCAGCAGAGCGGUGCUGGACAUCAUGACCAAAACCACAGAGUACCUUCAGCCCAACCCAGCUUCCAGAGCCAAGCUCAGCAUGAUCAACACCAUGUCCAAGAUCCGCGGGCAGGACAAGGGACCCGGAUACCCGCAGGCGGAGACCAUCCUGGGAGACGCCAUGUUGAAGUUUGGACGAGAGCUGGGAGAGGAGUCCAGCUUUGGCAUGGCCCUCAUCGAUGCGGGGGAGUCGAUAAAGGAGCUCGGGGAGGUGAAGGAUGCUCUGGACAUGGAGGUCAAACAGAACUUCAUCGACCCGCUGCAGAACCUCCACGACAAAGACCUGAAAGAGAUUCAACAUCAUUUGAAGAAGAUGGAGGGCCGUCGCCUAGACUUUGACUACAAGAAGAAGCGCCAGGGCAAAGUUCAGGACGAGGAGAUCAAACAAGCGCUGGAGAAGUUCGACGAGAGCAAAGAGAUCGCAGAGCAGAGCAUGUUCAACCUGCUGGAGAGCGACAUCGAACAGGUGAGCCAGCUGGCAGCGCUGGUCCAAGCUCAGUUGGAGUACCACAGCCGAGCCGCCGAAAUCCUGCAGCAGCUCACCAGCAAGAUGGAGGACAGGAUAAAAGAAGUGUCCAGUAAACCCAGGAAAGAGUACAGUCCCAAACCCAGAAUGACCCUGGAGCUGCUGCCCCCCAGCGAGAGCCACAACGGGGGGAUACACUCUGCCAAAUCCCCCGGAAGAUCACCAGCCCCCAUGGACCAGCCAUGCUGCCGAGCGCUCUAUGACUUUGAGCCAGAGAACGAGGGCGAGUUGGGCUUCAAGGAGGGCGACAUCAUCACCCUGACCAAUCAGAUCGACGACAACUGGUACGAGGGCAUGAUCAACGGCCAGUCGGGCUUCUUCCCCAUCAACUAUGUGGAUAUUCUGGUGCCGCUCCCUCAUUAAGUCUGGCGGGCGACCUGGUGCUCGCCUCUUUGCAAUCCAGACACCCAGAAAACAACCUGCAUUUACAAAACAAACCACGCCCUUUCUCUUCUUUGUAUUCUUCUUCUGUGCUUCUCUGCGAUUCUGCUUUCACACGGCAAACUGAAAUGGAAAACAGCCGGACAACACAAAAUCAUGACACUGAGAUGGGGAAAAGGAUGCUAUCUCUAGGAUGCAGAAGUCUGUAAGAGAUGGAAGACGAAGAGAUCCUUUACAGGGCGUGGUUCAGCCUGGCAGCACGGACACCAAUGAUGCUGUGGAGAAACGAGGCACGGUGUUGAUGUAUGUGCAUGUCUGUGUGUGACCUGUUCGUGCUCUGUUAUGAUGAAGCCAGCACAAACUCCUGCUUGUCGGUCAACUGCCUAACAGUUUCUGCUGUUGUUUUUUUGUCGUCUUCUUACCUUUCCAGGAGGAAACGGUCUUUUCUACCUUGACUUUCCUUCUUUUCUUAAAUCCCAUCACAGCUGUCUUUCUUGCCUUCUUCUCUCAUUCCUCUGGCUUGUAUUGCCGUUAGGAUCUGCAGAUCUCCAACCUCUGUUGCUGAGAACAUCUCACCCACUUUUAGCUAUUUCUCUUAGCGUGUCCUGCUGUUCUUAGAACCAGCGUAAGUUGAGGGGUCGCAUGCAUGAACCAGACCAAUCCAAACCUGAAGUGAUCAGACUCUGGGGAAACUCGGGUUCCAGGAGUGCAUGGCUGGAAUGAAGACAUACCUGCAAUAAGUCAGUGUUUUCAGGACGAAUAAAUGAACUUUUCGUCACUUUUUGUGACAUCCGUUUGCCUUGUAUUAUAGUUUUAGCGGGCUGUUACUGGAUCUAGAAAUUCAUUCAGCUAAGUAAACACAGUCAGAUGGAGGGACGCUUUUCCAACCGGCGGGUGAAACCGAGCAGCUUUCAACAGGCUGCCGGAUUUGAUUAUGUUCUUAUCUAAGUAACUUAGAUAGUAUUCAGUUACGUUUGUUGGUUUGUACUCUGUGGACUCGGUGCUCGUCAAUUUGUCUAAUCUGUGGCUUUUGCAUGCAGGAUGUGCUACCAGGCUAGGCGCCCCAAAAAUGUCGUUAAGCCCAUUUAGGAUUUGCAAAUGUGACUUUCAGGUGCAGAUGAUUGCUGAUGUGCAGCUGCCUGUCUUAAGGGCACAAUGUUGAUUUCACCAAGUUUUUUUUGUCUAAACACAGAUUAUACUGAGUUUAAAACACACAAAAGUCUAGAGGAAACUGUUGCGUCUAUGAUUAUUUAUUGUAAAUUCUUGACAUUCUACCGAAGCUCUUUAACCAUUUACACAAUUAACAUAAUUCCAACACAUUCUGAAUUAGAGAACAGUAGCUUUACCACAAAACAGAGACGCUUUUCUUAGUCUAUUGUUGCUUCAGAAUCCGUUGGAAUUGCUUAAAUGGUCAAAGAAUUACGGUAGUUUGAAGAGCGUGUUAUUUUGCAUCGCUGGCGCCAACUCUGCUACUGAAGGGUUAAUGGACCUCUCUAACACAUUCGCACUCCCAAGACGUCACAUAUUGACGUUUGAUUGAGGACCCCUCCGUGUCAUGUUUUUUGACGUCCUGGCUAUUGCAAUAAAUCAGGUUCCCAGCCUUUAGGCCGGUAACUGGUCCAGUACCAUGACGUGGAGUGCAUCUAUCCUCGAACCCGGUACCCUAACCCGGCACCAGAUGUAGUACCUAAUGUGGUACUGUACCCGAAUUGGAGCCAGAUAGUGGGUUAAGGUUAGCGUACGUGUACUGGGUUAGGGUACCGGAUUUGGGUACUGGUACCCUAGCACUAUUCCGGCACUGGACGUGGUACCAGACACAGACCAUACCUGAACCAGUACCAGAUGCAGUACUGGGUGUAAACCAGUACCAGGUUAAGGUUAGUGUAGCGGGACAGGACGCAUCCCGAGGACCAGUCCGCGGCCGGUACCGCAUUUGGUACUGCGUCCCAAGGGUUGCGGACCCUUGAUUUUACGAACAGCCAGCAUGUCAAAAAACUAAGAGUUAAGGACACUCAAAACCUCAAAAGUCAAACGUCAAUAUGUGACGACUCGGGAUGAGAAUGUGUUGACGUUUCCCAUAGUCAUAAUGUUCAAAUAUUGCGAUGUUGGAUUUUUCCUCUAAAAUCUGUAUUGAAAAAUGAUUUCAUGUUAAUAAUCGGAGCAAAAUCGUCCAAGACACUUUCAAAAAACAGAUUUUCCAAACUUGUUCGAACAGAAUUUACACACAACAAUGAAAAAGAAAAGCUUUUGAUAUAAAAACUCUGUAAAGUUGCAGGUCAUAAACUUAUAGAUGUUUUGUUUUUUCAUGCAUCUCCUAGAUUAUGCUGAACAUAAGAAGUCAGUGCUGAUAAAAUUUUAUAAUGUUCAUCAUCCUUAUUCAUUUUCAUUAUCAAGUAUUACUGGUAUCAGCAUUGUAGUUUUUCCAGACACUCCAUAAAUCUGGUUCUGGUUUUUGAAAGUCUGUUGAAGAUAUGCUAUUGACGUUGAUAGCUGGUAGAAAAACAAACUCUCACCAGAAAGUUGAAACCUCUCGUUUAUGUAAAACAUCUGUGAAACCAGAUUAGUAUUUUUACAGAAAUGAUAAACAGCUUCUGAGAUAUAGCAAUCGAUUAAAGAUUGUAGCCUUUGCACUUGUUAACUGUUGCUGGUAAAAAGUUGAGGAGAUGUUUCUUGGUACUGAGGAGGCGUUCUGUAGCUGGUUUGGGAAUAAAAAUGUGUUGUUAAGUAGCAUAGUCUGCAGCUUUAGGUGGUCUCUAUAGACGAUAAAAAGCUUCUUAUUGUGCAAACUAGCAGAGAAAGUCAUUUACAAAAAAAUCCAGUGUGCUCUAAAUGUAAAUUGUUUUAGAUUUGAACUUUGAACAUUUAAGCACAUGAAUGUGUGUUGGCAUUGCUAUCGCUAACAUUCCAGAAGUGGCUAAUUGUUAGCUUUUCUCUUCAAAUGAGCAUAUCUCAUGUACCAGGAAUGGCUAAAGCCAUCAAAUUAGCAUAGCUAGUUCUAAUAUGCCAUGACGACCCUGCCCAGUGCAUUGUGGGAAGUAAUGUUUUGUUUCGAUUUUCACCACAAUCCAGUGUGUUUCUCACAGGGGUAAUGUCGCACUGAGAAAGACCUAUUGACAUCAGACUGUACUAUUUUGUCUGCCUCCUGUACUUCUGAUCUUGUGAUGUAUGAGGAACGAGUCAGCUAAAGGUUAUACCUCCUAGGGGGGAUGAUGCAGUGGUUGCUAGCACCCUGCUAGCUAGCAUCUUUGAGUUGCAUUCUGUUAUCACGACAGUGGAAAUCCCACUUCUGACACCAGUGUGGCAGUCUUUUUAAUUAGACCGAUGCUAGGAAUUAGAUGAAGCAAAACUCAACUAACUAUGCUAGCUAGCAAGAUGCUAACAACUACUGCUUAAACCGCACUAGAAAGAAGAAUGUUGAGCUGACUCGUGCCCCAUGAACCACACGACCCCGAGUAGCCAGGAGUACAGAAGAUGCAAGAAAAAUGGCACCGUCCAAUGUCCUUAGUAGUGACCGCAACUUGUGGUGGCAACCACAACAAUACAGAGAAAAUUAUUACUUCCCACAAUGCAGUGGACGAGGUCAUUAAAAUAUUAAAAAAUAAAAGUUUGACUUUUUUUUAAAUAUAUUUUUUAGUGAAUUUUAAUUCUCCAGAUACGACCAGCUGUUACAAAUACAUAUAAAACGUGCAUUUAAAAUGCUUUAUAUUGUUUAAAAAACGUCUUGGCUCUACUUUUUAUUAAAGUAUGCAUAUAGUCAAUACAUUUUUUAACAGCAUAGCAUGUAGAAACAGAGUGGACCUUAUGAAAAUAUACAAACUCACUAAGAUUAUUUACAGUAAAUAGAGUGGUAAAUGACAAAUAUAUGACUCCAGAUUACAACAAUUCUUUGAAACUGAAUACUUAACCGAAUAGACAAAUAUUUUCACCUGUUAUAUUUGUGUUUCUAUAUAAAGUGUAACCGGAUAAAGUUGUUUUUGCACUAUUUGUUUGGAGAACACAAAGUUCAACACUUAGUUUAAUCAAAACAAAUUUAUGUUACAUUGAAACAAGUGUCACAUGUCCAAUAUCCUGAAUGAGUUCAAAGGAAACAAUAAACACGAACAAGGCAAUACAUUCUGGUUUAACAAUUACAUUUAAUUUGUGGUCAUUUUCAAAAAACACUAUUGCAAAGUGAACAUUCCUUUUGCAGGUGGUUCUAAAAAUCGGAAAUUUUCCAGACCUGUUUGUAAAAAGUGGUUGAGAUGUAAGGAGAUGGUUUUCCAAAAAUCCAAAAACAGAAAGUUAACAAGACAAACUAAAGCAGGAAAAUGUUGGUUUUGCUACUUUUUUUAUUUAGUAAGUUUCUGUUGUGAUUUUGUUUACACUUUUUAAAAAUUAUUUUCACCAGCUUGGCCCACAUUCAUGCAGCCUUUUGCUUUAGUGCUUUAAGACUUCAUUCUGCUGACCCUGUUUUUUUUUUUUUUUUUAAACUAGUUCAUGUUUUUCUCUGUUUGCUGAUUUGCCCUCUAUGGCGACAUGUAUUCUAACCUCAAUGAGGGAUUGUACAGCGUUUCUGUGUUUUCACCGUCUGACAGUCAGACCUCGACCACAUUGGCCCCCUCCGCUCUCUCUCUCUGAAAGCGUCGGUCCUGUCUCUGUAGCGAAGCAGAUAUAUAUUUAUAAACCAUUGAAAACAGAAGUUUAUUCUAGCGUAAAGGCUGUAAGGAUUUUCUCGCUUUGCAUUUAUGUUAAAACAUUUAAGCAAAGCAGAGUCACUUCCUCUAAGCGGCAGGUUUUCUUCCUGUACUCGUCCCUAUCGAGUACAGACGUCUCAUACAAACGUUAGUAGGACAAGGACCUAUAAUGUUUCACAUUAACCAUAAAAAGUCUAGUUUAGUAUAUCAUUUUCACUUCCAUAUUUUUUAAAAGUUCAUCUAUUUUAACAUCUUUUCUUUGGUAGCCAGUCGGCCUCCUGCUGGUCCGGUUUCUGGGGCGCGAUAAUGUGGCCGCGGUCUGACCCGCGUUAAACUAUAUGGCUGUAAACAUUUCAAAGUGAAUAAGAAGCAGCUCCAGGCCUUACAGAACCUGCUGUCCUCUGGUGAGCUACCUGUGUGUAUGUAAAUAUAUAAACACCUCGUUGCUAUUUAUUUAGGUGUUGUAUGUAUUUAUUUGGUUAAUUUAUUCCAGCGUCCUAUUUAUUGGUCAGGCACCUGUGGUGUAAUUGACGGUCGUUGACACAUUGCUGUGUAAUGUGGAGGAGGGUAGACCUUUGGGGGAGGGGCUGGUUGAUGGGGGGAUUUGGGUGGAUGGAUGGGUUGGUCAUGGGGUACAAAGCUAGCUGUGACACUAACUGUUGCUCUCCUCGUAUUGGACAAAGAUAUACUUAAAGACCACUGUAUGUAUAACUGCUUGUCGUGGAGAUGAAGUACAAUCUAAUGACAAUAAAGCAUAAACACUAUCA
Messenger RNA from Oryzias melastigma (Indian medaka), 7058 nucleotides. Its product is annotated as endophilin-A1. The record is from RefSeq and is a predicted model, not a curated record. NCBI's taxonomy places the organism in Eukaryota, Metazoa, Chordata, Actinopteri, Beloniformes, Adrianichthyidae. Bases 545 to 1600 code for a protein of 351 amino acids. Gene Ontology annotation, molecular function: protein binding. Gene Ontology annotation, cellular component: cytoplasm; presynapse; glutamatergic synapse. The transcript has 9 exons. Gene Ontology annotation, biological process: synaptic vesicle uncoating.